CUCCGUUUAACCAGCAGAAGGAAGUAUGUGUGAAUGUGUGUGUGUUUGUGUGUGUGAAGUCUGAGAAACCAGCCUGCCUUGCAACACCUCCAACCUACCAUAUAACUGUCUCCCCCAUAACGCAGUUCACCAAGCACCAACCUGUCUGGUGUUCAAGUUUGUACUCUGUUGCCCGGCAACCAGCCCCAGCAGCCCAGCCUUGGCCGUUGCCCCUAGGAACCAGCCCAUCUCCUGGUGAUCCCCCAGCCCAGCUGCCAUGUCGACUCCCGAUCCAGUCCAUCCCACUUCGGUCCGCCUCCGGGUCUUCUCCCUCAACUGCUGGGGGAUUCGCUACCUGAGCAAACACUGUGCUCAGCGCUAUACCAUGAUCGGAGACCUGCUGGCCAAGGAGCAGUAUGACGUGGUGUUACUCCAGGAGGUUUGGAGUGAGAAAGACUUUGAUGCUUUGAGAAAGAAGCUGGCCAGCAGCCUACCGUACGGCCAUUACUUCAAAAGCGGAGUCAUAGGGAGCGGGCUGGCUAUCUUCUCCAAGCACCGGAUCCAGGACACCUUCCGCUACCGGUACUCCCUGAACGGAUACCCCUACAUGCUCAACCACGGGGACUGGUUCGGGGGCAAGGCGGUGGGCAUGGCCGUGCUGAACAUCGGCAACACCACGGCGCACUUCUACGUCACGCACCUGCAUGCAGAGUACAGCCGGGAGAAGGACUCCUACCUGCCCCACCGUGUGGUUCAGGCCUGGGAGCUGCAGCACUUCAUCCGCUACACCUCGGCCGAGGCAGACCUGGUGGUCCUGGCGGGGGACUUCAACAUGCACCCCAUGGACCUCGGGAACCGGCUGCUGAGGACCUACGCAGACCUGAGGGACGCCUACGUGGAGACCCCCAAGUUUGACGGAUGUGAAGACGGGGGCACGAUGAUCGCAGAGAACCCCAACAACGACAUGGUCCCCCCGGAGAAGGGCAUCAGGAUAGACUACAUCCUGUUCAAGGGUUCCUCCCGGCUGGAGCUCCACUGUGAGUCCAUGUCCACCACCAAGGGCAGCGUCCUGGACCACGCCUUCCCCUACUCGGACCACGAGGCCCUGACCGCUGAGCUGAGGCUGGACCGGGUCGCCCAGGACGGGGUCUCCCAGGACGGGUCCAAUGGAAUGGGCCCACUGGCCAGGGGGUCAGACCGCACCGCAGGCAAGCUGGCGGAGCUGGUGGACAUCGUGACGGAGGCGCGCACGGAGGUGAAGGUGGGGCUGCACUGCGCGCAGGGCAUGUGCUACACGGCCGCCCGCACCGGGGUCAUGGGGCUGGUGCUGCUGCUGCUGGAGCUAGCCAUCGCCGCCGUGCCCUGGCUGGCACUAGGGGCCCCGGGGCCCUUCCCCAGCGUCUCCUUCUACCUGCUGGGGGCGCUGUGCUUCCUCAUCCUGCUCACCACCGCCCUGCUGUACCUCUUCUACACCAUGGAGAUCAAGAGCCUGCAGGAGGCCGAGGACCAGAUGAGGCAGGCCGUGGGCUGCCUGCAGGAGAGGCUCCGGGGCUUCCCUCUGGCCUCGCCGGGGCCCCCGGGGAAGGAGAGGAGGCCGGGCGGUGUGGGGCCCGAGGAGUGAGGGGGGGAUGCGGAGAGGGGCCCCGGAUCGGGGAGGGGAGGAGUCCGUGGAGGAACACCGCAGCACUGAAUGUGAUGGACGCGUUGGCAGGGGGAAAACAGGUGGAGACGUGGGACUUUUAUUCUGAAAAUCAACAGGCGGAAAUGUAGGACUUUUAUUCUGAAAAUAGCACAGGUGGAAACGUAGGGUUGUGUCAUUCUGAAACACAGCCCAGAUGGAAAUGUAGGACUUUUAUUCUGAAAAAAUGCAGGACAUAGGAUGCUUUUCUGGCUUCUGUAGUUCAUAUUCACACUUAAGGACUUGCCUCUGCUUCUGUAGUCUAUUCCCAUUCUGCACGUAUUAUCGACCAGUUUAUUUGUGUAAUAAUGUUUAGGAGCCCCUUCCAUUCCAACAAAUAACACUCGUCUUUUCGUUUGGGACCAAUCAUCUAAUACUUAAUUAUAUUUGCAUAUUUAUUUAUUUUCUACACUAUAGUCAUUUGGGUAUACUAAUUAGGGAAACUCUCCAAAUAUGUAGUCAUCGAAGGAGGCAAACAUUUGUCACCUCAAUUUUGGUUAUUUACCUUAACUCAACGUUUUCGUCAGUUGCUGUUUGCUGAUUGGUUGAAAUGAGUGGCAUGUGACGUAACCGUGUGCAGCUCAAAGUCUUUUCACAAAAGCCAGCAAAUCGCUUAAAGAAAUUACAAUUGCCGUCUUUCACCAGAGAUGGCGCUGUUGCUUAUGAUAUUAUCUUACUGCUAGGGCAAAUCAUUUCAUUCCCACAUCUGGGAUCUAAGUGAACACAUAUUAACUAUUUUCAACGUAGGGAGAGGAGACAGACUGUGGUUGGCAUUCCAAACCGUUGGAAAGACGUGUGUGUGUGUGUGUGUGUGUGUGUGUGUGUGUGUGUGUGUGUGUGUGUGUGUGUGUGUGUGUGUGCGCGCACUUCCAAGUAAUGUGCAGAAUGGGCAGCCUUUCCAUGAGUCUUGGUAGGAGAGUCCAGACCAUCUGUUGUCUUCUAUCAUCACAUGCAGCAAUUAGACAACAGGCUGGAGAGGGCAGGACAGGACAGGACAGGACAGGACAGGACAGAGCAGGGCUGGCUAGAGGCUUACUAGCUCUCCAUUGUUUCAGUCUUACUUUCUUUUGUAUAUAUAAAUGAUAAAUGAGCUCUGUGUGUGUGUGUGUGUGUGUGUGUGUGUGUGUGUGUGUGUGUGUGUGUGUGUGUGUGUGUGUGUGUGUGUGUGUGUGUGUGUGUGUGUGUGUGUGUGUGUCUUUUUAGUGUGUGUAAUCUUCAACAUUGACAGGUUGAAGAUUACUUUGUUGAUUUUUUUGUUGUUUUUCUGUGAGAUGAAGGCUCGUCAAUUUGAACGGUGGAAAGUCCAGAGAGUUGACGGAUGCAAUGUGUUGAUGUAGGGUGGAAGUCUGUGAGGUGGUUGGAUUUCUUUGUCUGGUUUGACCUGGAGUGAAACAUUUGGUGUAUUGAGGCUGUCCUCCAAAAUGGGAGGACUUAUUCAAACAGCAACGGAUGUAGCCAAGUCGUUUUUCUGGUUUAGUUUGACUCUCCUCAUAUUUUACCAGGGUUCUACUUUGGAGAUGAAUGUUUGGAGCUUUUUGGCUGCGUGUUGGGGUACCAUUGACUGGUCCAGUGAUAUAGAUUGCCUGCAAAUCGAGAGAUUCAUCCAAACAAUGUUUGGUGGUUUGGAGCAGAGCCAUUUAGAUUUCUCUCUAAAUAGCUCUGGUUUGGAUAUGACUUCGGAGUGGGCUCAGUAGUGCCCCCGGGUGGACCCCUGCUUGUGGGCUUAACGAAGAAAGCCGAUGGCUAUGUCCCGGGUUGCAUGUAGUCAGUAUUUGGGUCGUGUAGAUCCGAGGACGUUGUCAGUGGGGCUGCUUCGUUAUCUGGAUCAGGCUCGGUGUACUGUAGGAGGUCUUACUGCCCAGUAUCUGCGCUGAGACGAAUAGCGAGCAUUCUUUCAAUAGGUUUUCCGGUGUUACUGAUGAUGGGGCUAGGGGGGGCGUAGUGAGGCGGUCAGUUAGUGGGGAGUCGCGGUCUUGGUGGAUUGUGCCUGUUUCCGUUAUCCCUGGUGCAGGGACUUAGACUGCGGGGGAGAACGUUGUGAGGAAGCUUGUUUCGGAAUGUGAUACUUCCGAUAAGAAGACGGUUGACGUUUAUUGUGACCGGGGGCCAUGUUUUCAUCGUGGCCCGGCUGUACCUUCACCUCCGGACUGGUGAUGACCUUAAUGAGUGGAUGAUGCUGUUUGCGAUGCGUUCAUAGUCCGCUACCGAACCAGGAGCUACCAGGGGACAGCCCCUCUGCCUGUCCUCUCUUUGCGUGAUGUCAUGUUCAGGGAGACAUCACCCAAUGGGGUUUAAUAGUCGUCGUUAUGACUAGAACGCAGGAGGAGGAGAAUCAAUCAUCAUCGUUGUCACAUUGAAGUUAAUACGUUGAAAAAUAAUGAAGUUAAAUUGGUUAAAUGUGUACGUCGUUCUCCAUUCAAAACUGUAACGGAACAUAAUUAUGUUUCCUUAUUCCUCGAAUACUGAAGUUUAUCUGAGACUACGCCUUUAUUAUAAAGGAGGAUCAACAAAAUACUAUUUAUGAAAGGCGAGAUGGAGACACGCUUUGUUUAGAAAAUUACUAACAAUGUUUGCUUUUCAAAAUCAAUUACAACAAUAAAAAUACCGAUAUAUCAAUGAACAGACCAAUUAAACGAGCGUUAAUGUUAUUCAUAAAAACAGUUGCAAUAACAUAUUUACUGUUACUCAUGCUGAAUCACUUAUAAUUAAAAUAUUUAAUUCUG
Molecule: messenger RNA, 4380 nt
Organism: Gadus morhua (Atlantic cod)
Lineage: Eukaryota; Metazoa; Chordata; Actinopteri; Gadiformes; Gadidae
Gene: smpd2b
Product: sphingomyelin phosphodiesterase 2b
Exons: 11
Coding region: 257-1600 (447 amino acids)
Molecular function (GO): sphingomyelin phosphodiesterase activity
Source: RefSeq, a predicted model, not a curated record